AAAGUGGGAGAUAACUCUGGAAUAACUGCUGCCACUAAACAUUUCGCCAUGCUUCUUCCGGUGGCAACUAAUCUCCUUCGGAGAUUUGGAUCACACAGAGACAUCAUCAGAGGUUUGUUGAGGCAACAGAAGUCCGUUAUUGCUUCUUCUGUGUCUUGUUCAUCUUCCCUUACGUCUGCUGCCACGGAAAAUGAGUCGCCAUCUUCGAUCAGCGGGACACGGAAUACCGCGACUUUGACCCCUCGUCGGGACCCUAUCCGCUGGGAGCCGACCGAUGUCGGUCUACCACCAGAAGUAGAGCCUUAUCAAUCAUUGUGCAUCGAAAUGAAGGGUUACGAUUUCGCGGUGCUGGAGAAGUUUGCAUGCUACGUGCAUAAGAUGUGUGACAACCUGGGCCACAACUGUGAGGCCUUCGCCAUGCCGGCCAAAUCGCUUCACGUCUCAACGUAUCGACCCCGAUCAAGCGUGAUCGAUAAUACCUACGAACUGCAGGUAUACGAACGGAACGUCCUCCUCCAGGAUCUGGCCAACACCGCUCUGCCGCACCUCAUCUCGCUCUUCACGGGUCACCUGCCCGAAGGAGUCACCCUGAGGAUACGGCACUACACCGCCAGCGACGAGUCGAACCGUUACAUCCCGGACAGACAGCUGCGUGAGUUACACGGACAAUUGGAUGAAAUUGCCGCGUCCAGGAAGAAGAAAUAAAGACCACAAGGAACUGUACGGAAAGAGAGAGAGAGAGAAAGAAAGAAAGACUCUGUGUGUGUGUGGUAAUUUUUGUUUAACCCUUGGUCAGUCUUGAUUGGGGAUAUUAGGACCAGAGGCAAGCACCUUGUUCAUUUUAGCGUGAUUUACAACUGGGACUAAAGUCAAUUGAUUUUUUCAUAUACAUGUAUACGUCUAAGUUUGUAUGUCCACUUAUCUAAUACCCAGUCCGGAAUGAUUAAGAUCGGCCGAAAUGGAUUUGUAAUAUACUUUGAUUAUAAUACCCAAUCCUCUUGACAAAUAUACAAGCACGCGCAUACACACAUAUUUAUAUAUUAGAAAACAAUAAAUGCACAAACAAACGAAAGACAGACACAGAAGGAUCGAUAGAUCCUCAUCAAUUAUCGGCCAGAGGGUCAAACGCAAUUUAUAUACACACACACACACACAUACACAGGUGAUCUCUCCCCGAUUUUGCUUCCCCCCCCCCCCCCAAGACUUUCUUUAAAAAUGUAUAUUUUUUUGGUGGAAAUUGAAAUUUCUUUUAAUGAAUGAAAUGAGAUACAUUUUAGAUGAUGUAGAUUACGGAAACAGAAUUAUUUUGGCGAUCUUUCGGCCGAUAAUUAGGAACUCGUACCGAAAGAUCGCCAAAUAACUACCCCAAAAAGAAGUAAAUAUCUUGUAUUUGCAAUAUAUAAAUAUAUUUCUUUUGUUUUUGAAAUGUAUGAAUAUUUUGUUUUGUUUCUUUCUCAUCUUACUCUCUUGUGUCUGUUAUAUACGAGUGGAUGCUACAACGUUGGGUGUCGCCAGUAAGGCGUGGCUGGAGGCCCCAGUCUUCUGAGUUCUUUUACAAGGCUUAGAAAAAUCUGAAGGACCACUGCAAAUAAAGGGGUGGUUCUGAGAGGGGAACACGUUGAAUAAAAUUAUAAUUAACUGA
This is a messenger RNA of Octopus bimaculoides (California two-spot octopus), 1642 nucleotides long. RefSeq names its product large ribosomal subunit protein mL48. Gene Ontology annotation, cellular component: mitochondrial ribosome. Lineage: Eukaryota; Metazoa; Mollusca; Cephalopoda; Octopoda; Octopodidae. The record is from RefSeq and is a predicted model, not a curated record.